Molecule: messenger RNA, 2122 nt
Organism: Brachypodium distachyon (stiff brome)
Lineage: Eukaryota; Viridiplantae; Streptophyta; Magnoliopsida; Poales; Poaceae
Product: glycerol-3-phosphate acyltransferase 1
Exons: 2
Coding region: 239-1897 (552 amino acids)
Biological process (GO): cutin biosynthetic process
Cellular component (GO): membrane
Molecular function (GO): glycerol-3-phosphate 2-O-acyltransferase activity; phosphatase activity
Source: RefSeq, a predicted model, not a curated record
UGACGAUAUCCCCACAUAUAUCCAUAUCUCUAUAUAAACACAAACCCGCGCGCCCCUUCCCCCGCACGGCGGCUGCCACGACUGGCUUUUUCAUACCCACAUUGUCUCUCUACCACGAACAGUACUUCGCCAUUCGUAUGAGCAAGCUAGACAAGGUUGUUGCUAGCCCCCUGGUGAGAAGCUUGCACAAGUACCGUUUGUGAGAGUUCUGACGCGUAUAAGGAAUUGAUCGAAGGAGAUGGUCUUCCACACCAUCCUCCCCAAGAUCGCCGUCCACUGGCUCUUCAACCUGUACCGCGCGGCCAGGAAGCUCCGCAGCAAUGCCUUCCAAUACUACUACAAUCGCAACUCCACCACCAAGCCGUCCACCACCAACCCAAAGGGCACCACUACACCGUUCAUCCCGUCCGGCGCCGACAAGACUGUGGUGUGCGACUUCCACGGCGGGCUCCUGGCGUCCACGGCGCUCUUCCCGUACUUCAUGCUCGUCGCCUGCGAAGGCGGCGGCCUGCUCCGGGCGCUGCUCCUGCUCUGCGCUUACCCCCUCGUGCGCCUCCUGGGCGAGCGCUCCGACGCCGGCGUCAGGGUCAUGACGUUCGUCGCCUUCUCCGGGCUCAGGCCGCGGGACGCCGACCUCGUGGCCCGCGCCAUCCUGCCCAAGUUCUACAUGGAGCGGCUCAACGCCCAGGUGUACGGCCGCCUGUGGGUGCCGGCCAGGAGGAAGGUGGCCGUCACGAGCGCGCCCAGGGUGGUCGUGGAGUGGUUCCUCAAGGAGUACAUGGCCGCCGACGUGGUCGUGGGGUCUGAGCUCCAGAUGGUUAGGGUCGGGCGCGCCUGGUACUUCACCGGGCUGAUGUGCGGGCCUGGGCCGGCUGGGCCCGGCAUGAGGCAGAAGGCCCUCGGGGAGGUGUUCGGAGCGGACGGCGCCAUGGCCGACGUUGCCGUCGUCAGGAGCUCCAACCCACUCGACCACCCCUUCAUCCCCUGCUGCAAGGAACUUUACGUGGUGAGCAGGGAGAGCGCCAGCACAUCCCGGCUACCACGGGAGAUGUAUCCAAAGCCGCUCAUCUUCCACGACGGACGGCUGGCCUUCCUCCCCACGGCCCCCGCGACGCUCGCCUUCUUCCUCUUCCUGCCGCUGGGCUUCAUCCUCUCCGUCAUCCGCAUCUCCAUCGGCAUCGUCCUGCCCUACGAGAUCAACUUCGUGGCCGGCGCGCUCUUCGGGAUCCGCUUCCGCACCUCCGGCCGCGGCGGCGCCCCAAUGCCAGGAGCCCGCGCCGCCAACAACAACAACAGCAGCAGCAGCAAGCCGAAAAACAGGGGCGUCCUGUUCGUGUGCACGCACCGGACGCUGGUGGACCCGAUCAUGCUGACGACGGCGCUGCAGAAACCGGUGCCGGCCGUGACGUACAGCCUGAGCCGGCUCUCGGAGCUCAUCGCGCCCAUCAAGACGGUGCGGCUGACCCGGGACCGGCGCCGCGACGCCGAGACAAUGGCGCGGCUCCUGUCGAAGGGGGACCUGGCGGUGUGCCCCGAGGGCACCACGUGCCGCGAGCCGUACCUGCUGCGGUUCAGCCCGUUGUUCGCGGAGCUGGCGGACGACAUGGAGCCCGUGGCGCUGGACGCGCAGUCGACGUGGAUCUACGGCACCACGGCCAGCGGGCACAAGUGGCUCGACCCCGUCGCAUUCUUCGCCAACCCGGUGCCCGCGUACCGGGUGGAGUUCCUGGGCGCCGUGCCCAGGGAACACACGCGCGCCGGGGGGAGGACUAGCGCCGAGGUGGCCAAUUGGGUGCAGAGGAGGCUCGGCGACGCGCUCGGGUUCGAGUGCACCGGGUUUAGUCGCCGCGACAAGUACAUGAUGCUCGCCGGCAACGACGGUGUGGUCGCCAAGUAGAUCGAUCCAGCACACGGACGCGCGCAGUAGUUAAUUUGGUGUUUCCGUUUUUUUUUAUGUAUCGAUCAUGCAUCUCCUAUCUGUACGUAUACGCGCCGCCUGGUGACUAGAUGUGCCAAAAUUAGUUUAUGUAUCCGUAAGGAAGUACUCUCUUAUGAGGCAUUAGGCUUUGUUAUGAAACUUUAAUCAAUGAUUACUUUAUCACUAUGUGACUUUUGAACUGAA